Molecule: messenger RNA, 1128 nt
Organism: Verticillium alfalfae VaMs.102
Lineage: Eukaryota; Fungi; Ascomycota; Sordariomycetes; Glomerellales; Plectosphaerellaceae
Product: cellobiose dehydrogenase
Exons: 1
Coding region: 1-1128 (375 amino acids)
Molecular function (GO): oxidoreductase activity, acting on CH-OH group of donors; flavin adenine dinucleotide binding
Source: RefSeq, a predicted model, not a curated record
AUGGCCGAAGAGAUUAAUGUUCAUUUAGUUCAGACGGUAAGUUGUUCCUCGACAUGUCCAGAUUUGCCUGUUUUGCAGUUAUUGCCCAAUCUCUCUCUGCAAACCAAUGUCAAAGUCCUUCGCGCGGUUCGUGAAGGCUCCGCUGUCACCGGCGUUGAGAUCGAGCUCACACCCUCCACGCGCCAGGUCAUCGAAUUGAAGACCGGCGGCGCAGUAAUCCUUGCUGCUGGCGCAUUUUUGACUCCUCGCCUUCUCUUUAAUUCUGGCAUCGGUCCUAAGGCUCAGAUCGAGACCGUCGCCUCUGGAACAACCCACAUCAACCUACCGCCACAAAACCAAUGGAUCCCGCUUCCUGUUGGUGAAAGCAUGAGGGACCAUCCAAUUUUCACUGUCAAUUUCAACGUCAGCACAGGUCUCAAAACACUUCCUCAGGAUGAUUGGCUGACGCCAAGUCAAGAAACAAUCGAUCUCUUCGCUAAAGGCAGUGGUCUACUUUCGCAGUCCGGGCAGCGCCUGGAUUUCUGGACAGGCGUGAAUAGCACGGACGGAAUCGUUCGAUACGUCCAGGGCACAGUCAAUGCGCCCAGUGACAACAUAGUCAGUAUGAAGGUCUAUCUUACCCACGGCCUAACGUCGGUCGGCGCGCUUGAUAUCAAUCACGCAGGUGCAACCACUAUCAUAACCCAGCCAUCUAUGAUCACAGAUGGCGAUCGUGAGGCAAUGCUGUCUUUCAUGACUACACUCAUUGAAUAUGCGAGCAAAUUUAACAGCUCACUGACUCUGCCGGUCAACACCACGGCAGAGAGUCUAACUCAGACAUUCCGCAGUGGGUCUCAUUUUGUCGGGACAGCUGUCAUGGGCGAGGAAGAUGACGGCAGCAGAGUCGUUGACACUGAUGCCCGCGUCUGGGGAACCGACAACUUGUAUGUCGUCGAUGCUAGCAUCCACCCCAAGUUACCCACUGGCAAUACGCAAGCCCCUGUCAUGGUUGUGGGGGAGCACGCCGUAUCAAAGAUCCUGGGCGUUAAGCCUAUCAAGUGUAAGACGAAGCGCAGUCAUAUGUUCAGAGACCGCCGUGAGGUUUUGAGCCGUUCGUAUUUGCACAGGAAGGCAUCGAUUCACCACUGA